This is a messenger RNA of Nyctereutes procyonoides (raccoon dog), 3160 nucleotides long. RefSeq names its product carbonic anhydrase 5B (gene CA5B). Gene Ontology annotation, molecular function: zinc ion binding; carbonate dehydratase activity. Gene Ontology annotation, cellular component: mitochondrion; cytoplasm. The transcript is spliced from 8 exons. The record is from RefSeq and is a predicted model, not a curated record. Lineage: Eukaryota; Metazoa; Chordata; Mammalia; Carnivora; Canidae. The coding region runs from base 123 to 1076 and encodes 317 amino acids.
CCGCGCAGUUGCGGCGGGUCCCGGGCUCCAGCUAGCUGCCGAGGUUCGCGCUCUGGAGAAACGCUAAGGUUAUUAGGUUCCUACAAGCUAUUUGGGGCCCCGAGCAAGAUUUCAGGCUAAUCAUGGUGGUGAUGAGUAGCCUGAGGGCCAUUCUUCAAGCCUCUCCAUGCAGGUCACUUUGGAGAAGAUUCCAGAUCCCCACGUUCAUGCCAGCAAGGCCCUGCAGCCUCUACACCUGCACAUACAAAACCCGGAACCGAGCCUUGCACCCGCUCUGGGAGAGCGUGGACCUGGUCCCGGUGGGCGAGCGCCAGUCGCCCAUCAACAUCCGGUGGAGGGACAGUGUCUUUGAUCCUGCCCUAAAACCACUCACCGUCUCUUAUGACCCGACCACCUGCCUCCAUGUCUGGAAUAACGGGUACUCUUUCCUCGUGGAAUUUGAAGAUUCUACAGAUAAAUCAGUUAUCAAGGGAGGACCCCUGGAGGACAACUACCGACUGAAGCAAUUCCAUUUUCACUGGGGGGCCAUCGAUGCUUGGGGCUCUGAGCAUACUGUGGACAGCAAAUGUUACCCGGCAGAGCUGCACUUGGUACAUUGGAAUGCAGUCAAAUUUGAAAACUUUGAGGAUGCAGCACUAGAAGAACAUGGUUUGGCUGUAAUAGGAGUAUUUCUAAAGUUAGGCAAACAUCACCAAGAACUACAGAAAUUGGUGGAUACCUUGCCAUCAAUCAAGCAUAAGGACACCCUUGUGGAAUUUGGGUCAUUUGAUCCUUCCUGCCUGAUGCCUGCCUGCCCAGAUUACUGGACCUACUCGGGGUCCUUGACUACCCCUCCACUCUCUGAGUCUGUCACCUGGAUCAUUAAGAAGCAGCCCGUAGAGGUUGAUCAUGAUCAGCUUGAGCAGUUUCGGACUCUGCUUUUCACAUCAGAGGGGGAGAAGGAGAAAAGAAUGGUGGACAAUUUCCGCCCCCUCCAGCCCCUGAUGAAUCGCACUGUCCGCUCUUCCUUCCGUCAUGAUUAUGUACUGAAUAUACAAGUGAAACCCCAGUCUUCAACUAGCCAAGUGACCCCCUGAGAUGCUCAUAUCUGGGCAGUACUUUGCUUUAAUAAAUAAUAGCUUUUUAAAAAUUGCAACUAGACUAUUUGAAACACCUGCAUUUAAUAAUAAUUAGAGGCGUGCAUUUCUUGUGUAGCAGUACUCUCAUGAGUCUUUGAGGAAAGCUCUUUGGUAGACAAAGUUCUUAAUUUUAUUGAUAAUGAUGUUUAACGCUGAAGUAGCAGCAAGAGACUCAAGUUUCUCCUACAGCAGCCUGUUGAUAAUUGUAAUGUCUUUUCAUGUCUGAUAUUUCUGAGUGUCUUUUUAUGUUUAUCAGUUAGUACUUCUAUAGAGCUAUAAGUAGGGAUGGUAAUCAAAAUAUUGAACAAUUGAACACAGACACUGAUCCUUCAGAAGGCAGGCCUCUUAGAAAUAGCCUCAGAGUCCAGGCUGGUACUUCCUGGCUAGCUGAACAUUGGCCAUGGUUUUACAUAUAUUUUAUUUCAAAACAUGAAUGUAUAUUCUUUUAUAAGGCCUUCUCAAUGAAUAUAUUUGUCCUGACCUUUCAUUGUCAUUCAUAGUACGUGAUAUGCUUACUUACUUACCAUUAACUUACAAGAUAGAAAAAAUAUUUUGUAAUUCAAAGAAAACAAGAAUUUAUAACUAGGAAUCCAUUUCCACUUUUUUUUUUCUAUUUUCACUUCUGAAGAUCAGAUAUAUUACUUCAAGACUUGAUCAUAUGGAAAGCGUAUGCAGAACAUUUUAAAGAAAAUGCUUGAAGGGCCUAGAAUUUAAAAUUCUUUCAUGACAUAUUUAUAGAAAUCUUUUUCAAAAGACUAGUAAUAUAAAUCUAUAGUUUAUAGUAUUAUUUUGCAUUGUUUGUACACUGUUUCAUAAAAUAUAAUAUUUUCCACUAUGACAGAACCAUCUUGGCCUCAUGGCUUCCCUUGAACUGCUGAACUUUAUUACAUUGUUCUAUGCAAGGCAGGUGCUCAACUUCCCAAUUUAUACAAUAGCUUAGAAGACUUGCUACAGUAACAAGGAGAGAAACUUAACAGGCUAAAAUCUAGAGAACUCUACAUAUUCUGAGGAAUCCAUGCUAUUGCUGCCUUUGCUUUUAAAUAUCUUGGAAUAUUUCUAGUUGCCUAUAAGCCUGUGUUCAAACUCAUAUUGCAUUUACUAGUAGUAUUCCUUUCAUUAGGAUGCUAAUCAUUUGAUCUGCAAAGGCAGGGUUGGAUGAGUAAAUUUGACACUACUGAACUCUACACUGAAAAAGGUUAAGAUGGUAAAUUUUAUGUGUAUUUUACCACAAUUAACAAUAGAUAAUACAUUCAGUAGGAAAAAAUAAGCUUGGAGCUAUAUGUAUAAGUUUGGGGAGCUAUGUGCUCUUAAAAAAGGGAGAGGAUGAAGGCAUUCGCUUCUAGAGUGCAUUUCUUUUCUGGAAAGAAAAUGAGUAAAAUUCUUAAAAAGAUAAUUGUGGGGGGAAAAUGUAUAUCUUAAUUUUAUUUAAUUGAUCUGUUCAAACCACAGUUACCUUUAAAAGGGUAAACACAUAAGAUAUGCAUUUUCCAGAGCACAUGGGCCUUCUUCCUAGGCCUUUUGUAAACUCCUGGUGCAAAAUUAUAUUGCAGUGAAUCUUCCAAAUUGGAGUGAGAACCAAUGGACCAAUGCCUGAUUUGCCCUUAUAUCUUAGAGCUACAAAGGUUGUUUUUAUUGGGUGUGUCCAGUUUGCCAUACCUGAUUCAGUUGCACCUGGUGUUCUGGUGUGAUUAACAGCGUCCUCUCACUCUCAACCAUGUCAUGGUUUGCAUAAUAAACUCUUAGUCACCUUCUCCAUGGAGGUUAUAGAAACUGCCUUAGGGAAAUGUGGUCCCUCCUCCUUGCCCUGUGCCUUAGUCGUAUGACCUCCAAAGGGGUGCUGCAGAUUCCAGGGCUACUGAUACACCCUAACAAGAAACUUUUUGUCUUUUGUGCUUCCAAAAGUGUUUUACUUGUGUCUUCCUGAACUCAAAGGGGGAAAAUGGACUUGAGGUCUGUCAAAGGGCUUGAGAAAGAAUUUUGUAUUAACACUGCUCCUCAUUUUCAUUAAAUACUAUAAUAAAAUGCUUUCUUUACAAUAUCAA